Messenger RNA from Pteronotus mesoamericanus, 892 nucleotides. It is a transcript of the gene FDX2, whose product is annotated as ferredoxin 2. Lineage: Eukaryota; Metazoa; Chordata; Mammalia; Chiroptera; Mormoopidae. Bases 16 to 639 code for a protein of 207 amino acids. Gene Ontology annotation, biological process: positive regulation of oxidoreductase activity; P450-containing electron transport chain. Gene Ontology annotation, molecular function: 2 iron, 2 sulfur cluster binding. The record is from RefSeq and is a predicted model, not a curated record. Gene Ontology annotation, cellular component: mitochondrion. The transcript has 5 exons.
UGUGCGCCACAGCGCAUGCCCUGUUCCGGGUCACGUGAUGCCUGUCAUGGCCGCCUCCGUAACCCGAGGCGGCGCAAAUGCCGGGUUCUUGCUCCGGGUGGCCAGGGGUCCCUGGUGGAGCCGAUCCGGGGGCUUUUGGGGAUCCGGGGAGGCGGCGGCGCCAGCGACAGCCAGGAAAUUCCGGGUGACAGGCUCGUGCUCAGCCGCGGAGGAAGAAGCCAGCGGCCCCGAGCGGCCUGGGGACGUGUGAGUGGGGGGCCCAAGUCCCCCAUUCCUCAUCCCACGAGGGUGAACGUGGUGUUCGUAGACCGGUCAGGCCAACGGAUUCCCGUGAGAGGCAGAGUCGGGGACAAUGUUCUCCACCUGGCCCAGCGCCAUGGGGUGGACCUGGAAGGGGCCUGUGAAGCUUCCCUGGCGUGCUCUACCUGCCACGUGUAUGUGAGUGAAGACCACCUGGACCUUCUGCCUUCUCCUGAUGAGAGGGAGGAUGACAUGCUGGACAUGGCCCCCCUUCUCCAGGAGAACUCCCGGCUGGGCUGCCAGAUCACGCUGACACCCGAGCUGGAAGGGGCUGAAUUCACCCUGCCCAAGAUCACCAGGAACUUCUAUGUGGACGGCCACGUCCCCAAGCCGCACUGACAUGGGCAGCUAGACCAUCCUAGACACCCAUGGACCCCUGGGCCAGGACUGGAGGAAAAGCCAAAGUUGCCGGCCCAGCCCAGAGCACGGGCAGGCCCGAGGGACAUGUUGGAAGCACCAAGGAGACCAAAUGCUUCAGAGAGAUCCCAUGUCCAGGCUCUGGUGGGAACAGGGCCCCUGCUGGGGCCGCGCCUCCAAGCCCCUAAGAAUCUGAGUGUGGAUGGGGUUGGAAUCUAAUUAGAGGGACAAUAAA